CUACAAGAAACACUUUACAGCAUACUUCCGCCGCCAACUUCAUCUUCCGUAGACUUUUCGAAAGAUCCUUGGUUUCAUGGGAAAGAGGAUGCUCUUGCGAACAGUUCUGCGGUGGCAGUUGUAAUCAAAGAGCCACCUGCUUAUGGAAAGAGAGGUGGUUGGAUUCCACGAACUGCUGAGGAUUAUGGCGAUGGUGGUGCAUUCCCGGAAAUUCCUGUAGCACAGUUUCCACUAGGUAUGGGUAUGGAUUUACACAAGCGAUCUGGUGAAAGUAAGACUUUAGCUCUACAGUUUGAUGCUGAAGGAAAGUUGCGACAUGAUGCUGUGGCGAGGCAUGGUCAUGCGAAGGAUAAGAUAAUAUAUUCUCGUCUGUCGGAUAUGAAAGCCAAAAUGAUUGAUGAAGAAGAUGAUUCGUUUCAAAAACCUAACGAGGAGAUGGUUGCUGAUAAAACUGAAGCCACACGAAUGGCUCUUGAAAAGAUAAUUGCGUCAAAGAUAUCCAGUGCGUUGCCUGUUCGACAUGCUGAAAAGCAAGCACCCGCUCAGUACAUCCGGUAUACUCCUAGCCAACAAAGCGGUGGUCAUAACAGUGGUGCCCAGCAACGUAUUAUUCGCAUGGUAGAGGAGCAGAAAGACCCUAUGGAGCCACCAAAGUUUAAGAUAAAUCAAAAAAUACCUCGAGCACCUCCUUCGCCACCGGCACCUGUAAUGCACUCACCACCAAGAAAGGCGACUGUGAAAGAGCAGUCAGACUGGAAAAUACCGCCUUGUAUAUCAAACUGGAAGAACCCGAAAGGAUACACAGUAGCUUUGGAUAAGAGGCUGGCUGCGGAUGGCCGCGGUAUGCAACAGGUUCACAUAAAUGAGAAUUUUGCCAAGCUGGCUGAGUCACUUUAUCUCGCCGAUCGAACAGCUCGAGAAGCUGUAGAAACCAGAGCCCAAAUGGAGCGCCGCUUAGCCCAGAAUAAGAAGGCGGAGCAGGAAGAGAAGAUGCGUCAGAUGGCACAGAAAGCUAGACAAGAACGUUACCAGAUGAAGAAAACGCAGGAAACCGAAGGUGACAAUGCAGAAGCACGAGAAAGGGAACAGAUACGACGUGACCGUCUGGAUGAACACCGACGGGAAAGGAAUAUAGCCCGAAACAACCCUGAUAAAUUAGAGAGAUUGAAACGGGGCAAAGAACGUGAUAUUAGCGAGAAAAUCGCACUUGGUUUGCCUGAUUCUCGUGCAAAGGCUGGAGAAACACAGUUUGAUCAACGUUUGUUUGACCAAUCAAAGGUAAGAGGUCUUGACAGCGGAGGGAUUGAUGAUGAAACAUACAGCGUUUAUGACAAACCCUGGAGGGCUCAGGAUAAUAUACAACAGCAUAUUUACAGACCUAGCAAAAACUUGGAUAAAGACCUGUAUGGUGAUGAUUUGGAAAAAAUUAUUAAUGCAAACAAAUUCGUCCCUGAGAAGAGUUUCAGUGGUGCAGAUGCCAGUGCUGCACGUUCUGGUGGACCAGUGCAGUUUGAGAAAGACGAGGAUGAUAUCUUCGGUUUGGGUCAGUUGCUGCAGUCUGCAAAGGAAGUCAAAAAACGCGGCCACGAAGGAGGGAAUGACGACAGCUCUAGCAAAAAACGGCGUUGA
Molecule: messenger RNA, 1629 nt
Organism: Enterobius vermicularis (human pinworm)
Lineage: Eukaryota; Metazoa; Nematoda; Chromadorea; Rhabditida; Oxyuridae
Source: the annotation of a GenBank genome assembly